AUGGCCGCACACAUCGACGAAGCAAACGGAUCAGACGCAACAGGCGACGGCACAGCCCAGAAACCAUUCCAGUCCAUCCUCGGAGCAUACGCCGCAAGAGGGACAAGCACACUCGACUGUCUGCUCCUCAAACAGGACGGCUACCAGCCCCCGAGCGCAACAGCACUCAAACGAGCCAAGAAGGCACUCGAGAUCCAGACCAAGAAGGCAGCCAAACAACCCACCCCAAAGAACGAGGGCGGCGAAGAGAAGAAAGCCCCCAUCGAACUCCACGAAACCGCCGGCAUCGCCAAACGCAUCAAGAUCCACCAGGCCACAGAGAACAGGGACAUCAAAGUCCGGCUGUUCGGAUGGGUGCACCGGCUCAGACAACAGAAGUCGCUCAUCUUCCUCGUCCUCAGAGACGGCUCAGGAUUCAUCCAAUGCGUCCUCACCGGCAAACUAGCCCAGACCCACCACGCCCUCACCCUGACCACCGAAUCAACGGUCCAGAUCACCGGCAAGAUCGUCCAGGUGCCCGCGGGCAAGAGCGCCCCGGAUGGCCACGAGCUGCAGGCGGACUGGUGGACGAUCGUCGGCCGGGCCCCGGGCGACGCGGAGGCCUUCACCAACCAGAUCUCCGAGGACUCCGCCCCUGACACCCUCGCCGACCGCCGCCACCUCGUCAUCCGCGGCGAGACCGCCUCCGCCGUCCUCAAGGUCCGCGCAGCCCUCCUCGACGCCUUCCGCAGAUCGUACGCUCGCAUGGCCAUCACCGAGGUCACCCCGCCGUGCAUGGUCCAGACCCAAGUCGAGGGCGGAUCGACCUUGUUCGAGUUCGGAUACUACGGCGAGAAAGCCUAUCUCACCCAGAGCUCCCAGCUCUAUCUCGAGACCUGUCUGCCGAGCCUGGGCGACUGUUUCUGCAUCCAAGAGAGCUUCCGGGCCGAGAAAAGUAAAACUCGGCGUCAUUUGAGCGAAUACACCCAUCUCGAGGGCGAGCUUGCGUUCAUCAGCUUCGAAGAGCUCCUCGCGCACAUCGAAGAACUGAUCUGCUCGACGCUCAGCACCUUGCUGGAGGAGCCCAAGAUCAAGAGUCUAGUCGAGAGUCUGAACCCGAACUUCGCCCUCCCCCGCCGGCCGUUCAAGCGGAUGGAGUACCGGGCGGCGAUCGACUGGCUCAACGAGCGCGGGAUCACGAAGAGCGAGGAGGACGGGGGCGGGGCGUUUACGCUGCAGGACGACAUCCCCGAGGCGCCCGAGCGGCUGAUGACCGACACCAUCGGCGAGCCCAUCUUCCUCAUCAACUUCCCCAAGGAGAUCAAGGCCUUCUACAUGAAACGCAUCCCCGGUAACGAGGCCUUCACCGAGAGCGUCGACGUCCUCAUGCCCGGCGUCGGCGAGAUCGUCGGCGGGUCGAUGCGCAUGACCGGCUACGACGAGCUCCUCGCCGCUUACAAGGCCGCCGGCAUCCCCCCCGAACCCUACUACUGGUACACCGACCAACGCAAAUACGGGACCUGCGAACACGGCGGAUACGGCCUCGGCGUCGAACGGUUCUUGGCGUGGCUGCUAGCCCGCCCCCACGUCCGCGAAUGCUCCUUGUAUCCCCGAUACACGUCCCGCUGCACGCCCUAG
Puccinia triticina is the source of this 1617-nucleotide messenger RNA. RefSeq lists its product as uncharacterized. The transcript has 8 exons. The record is from RefSeq and is a predicted model, not a curated record. NCBI's taxonomy places the organism in Eukaryota, Fungi, Basidiomycota, Pucciniomycetes, Pucciniales, Pucciniaceae. Bases 1 to 1617 code for a protein of 538 amino acids. Gene Ontology annotation, biological process: asparaginyl-tRNA aminoacylation. Gene Ontology annotation, molecular function: nucleic acid binding; asparagine-tRNA ligase activity; ATP binding. Gene Ontology annotation, cellular component: cytoplasm.